Messenger RNA from Corylus avellana, 2340 nucleotides. Its product is annotated as metal transporter Nramp2. Gene Ontology annotation, molecular function: cadmium ion transmembrane transporter activity; manganese ion transmembrane transporter activity. Gene Ontology annotation, biological process: manganese ion transport; iron ion transmembrane transport. The record is from RefSeq and is a predicted model, not a curated record. NCBI's taxonomy places the organism in Eukaryota, Viridiplantae, Streptophyta, Magnoliopsida, Fagales, Betulaceae. Gene Ontology annotation, cellular component: membrane; trans-Golgi network.
GCCACGAGUCCAUCCCCAUCACCCUCUCCUGCUUAAUCUGCAGCGGAGAGCAAACCAUGAGCGCCGAGGCGCGAGAAGAGGUGCCCAAGGGCGAGGAGGAAGCGAGCCGGUUGUUGCAGUCCCAUUUCGCAUCGGCGUCGGACGAUGAGGAGGUGGCAUUCGAGGCGCGGGAGAAGAUACUGAUCGCCAACGGGGAAGAGUCGGAGACGGAGGGCGUGGAUUCUUCCUGGGUCCCGCCGUUCUCGUGGAAGAAGCUGUGGAUGUUCACGGGGCCGGGGUUUCUGAUGAGCAUAGCGUUCCUGGAUCCGGGUAAUCUGGAGGGGGAUCUGCAGGCGGGGGCGAUUGCGGGCUACUCGCUGCUGUGGCUGCUCAUGUGGGCGACGGCCAUGGGGCUGCUCAUCCAGCUUCUCUCAGCCAGGGUCGGGGUUGCCACGGGCCGCCACCUGGCCGAGCUCUGCAGGGACGAGUACCCCAACUGGGCCAGGCUGGUGCUUUGGUUCAUGGCCGAGCUGGCCCUCAUUGGCGCCGAUAUUCAGGAGGUGAUUGGGAGUGCCAUCGCUAUCCGGAUUCUCAGCAACGGGUUCUUGCCGCUUUGGGCCGGAGUCAUUAUUACGGCGUCCGAUUGUUUCAUGUUUCUAUUUCUUGAGAACUAUGGAGUGAGGAAGCUAGAAGCUGUGUUUGCGGUUCUCAUUGCGACCAUGGCUCUAUCAUUCGCCUGGAUGUUUGCGGACACAAAACCCAAUGGGAAAGAACUUUUAAUGGGCAUUUUGAUUCCAAGACUCAGCUCAAAAACAAUUCGGCAGGCUGUGGGAGUUGUGGGAUGUGUCAUAAUGCCUCACAAUGUAUUCUUGCACUCUGCUUUGGUACAGUCAAGAAAGAUUGAUCCCAACAGGAAAGGCCGGGUUCAAGAAGCACUCAACUACUAUUCAAUUGAGGCAUCGAUUGCACUCUCAAUCUCCUUCAUGAUCAAUUUGUUUGUCACAGCUGUUUUUGCCAAGGGAUUUUAUGGUACUGAAAAAGCCCAUGGUAUUGGACUAGUAAAUGCAGGGAAGUAUCUUGAGGAGAAGUACGGAGGAGGACUCCCAAUUCUUUAUAUCUGGGGUAUUGGGCUAUUGGCGGCUGGACAGAGUAGCACAAUAACUGGCACCUAUGCUGGACAGUUUAUCAUGGGAGGCUUUCUCAACCUCCGUCUUAAGAAAUGGCUGAGGGCUUUGAUCACACGGAGUUUUGCAAUUGUGCCAACUAUCAUCGUAGCUCUUGUAUUUAAUACAUCUGAGCAUUCGUUGGAUGUCUUGAAUGAGUGGCUUAAUGUGCUUCAGUCAAUACAGAUUCCUUUUGCACUUAUUCCCCUUCUUACAUUGGUGGCCAAUGAGCAGGUCAUGGGGGUCUUCAGAAUUGGGCCUGUUCUUGAGAGGGUGGCAUGGACUGUGGCAGCACUGGUAAUGGUGAUCAAUGGGUAUCUGUUGCUAGAUUUUUUUGUAUCUGAAGUUAAGGGACUGCUGUUUGGUUUUGUGGUCUGCACUGGCACAGCUGCAUAUAUAGCAUUUAUUGUGUAUCUGGUUUUACGCAGUGGCGCCGUUCCUCCCGAUUGGAUUACCAUACUGUCCAAGAGGUUUGCUUACACUGGGAACUGAUCUCAACAAAUAUUAUAUAUGUUUCAAGAAAGUAAAAAAAAAAUUUCUUAAGCAUGCCGCUGCUGCUGAAUAGAGCUGCUUUGUAGCACAAGAGGGUCAUCAAUCUGCUCUUCAGAAGUGAAGCAUUCCUUCUAAAUAACCACCUCUAACCUUAGAGCGUCUCGAAUGUGAGUAUACAGAUACAUACAAUUGCAAGCAUUUGCCUUUAACUGCACUUUUUGCAUGAUGGAGCUUCAUGGAGUUGCAUUCCAAUAGUUGAUCGGUCCAUGAUAUUCUUCUCUACAUUUCAGAGGAUAUCUGUAGCAUUGAUUCAACCUCUCAGGACGAGUUACCCUUGCUGUACAAGAUACAGUGUGCUUAUUUAUCUCCCCAGUAAGAUAGAUUAAAAUGCUUUCCUUUUUUUUUUAUGUAACAGCUUAUUGUGUACCAUAGUUGAACUGGCAACAAUUUGUUCCCUUGAAGGGAUCAAUACAAUAGGAUGAAGGGAAUUCUGCAGAGCUGUUGUCUCUCGCUCUCUCUUUACACGUUUUUCUGGCGUCCAAGACAGACACAUGAAUGAUGAGUCCCGUGAUUUUAAGCCAUCAUUAAGGACCAAACGCUUUCAUGACAUUUGCUUCAACUUACUGGAGUUACUCUUUUAAGUGUAAGCGCACUGAUAAAUUUUAUGGACGUGAAUGAUAUAAAUUUUGGGUAGAAUUCAAUUUCA